Molecule: messenger RNA, 1020 nt
Organism: Lycium ferocissimum
Lineage: Eukaryota; Viridiplantae; Streptophyta; Magnoliopsida; Solanales; Solanaceae
Exons: 3
Coding region: 1-1020 (339 amino acids)
Source: RefSeq, a predicted model, not a curated record
AUGAAGAGAUAUUUCUCUACGAUAUCGUCCAAGUUGCCACAACCAAGUUCAUUCGCUCUAAAUAUUUCUCGUGUGGAAGAAAACUUGAACCAGUUAGAAGAAAAUCAUCAUUCUGCAAAAAGACAAAAGCAAGGAGUCGAUUUGGAUUCUCUACUAGCAGAUCCAAAGAAAAGAAUAUCCAUUCUGGACUAUCAUCCAGAUGAACGUGAUGAGAUUAGACGAGCAUAUAUCCAAAGGCGUCCUCAUCAGCUUCAACUUCCUAUGUUUUCUCAAACAGAUUUUUACGGAUAUAAAUAUGAAAGCAUUCAUCAAGGUGGAGGCGAAACAUUUUCAAGUAUAGGGUUCAAGAGUUGGCACAAAAAGAAAAGAUUAGAUAAGCACGUUGGUGAGUUGAACAGUGAUCACAAUGAGGCAAAUAUGAAGUGUGAACAUCUAAUGCGACAAGAACAGUCAAUUCAAGUUGCGUUUGUAAAGCCGUAUAAUAAAACUAAGCUUGAGCACAUAAUUCGUUUAAAGGCUUCAAUUGAGGUGGUGAGACUCCUUUUGAAUCAAGGAUUGGCAUUUCGGGGACAGCGUGAAGAUGAAUCAUCAAUAAACAAAGGGUAUCUAAAAAAAUGUUUUCAAGUUAAAGAACUCGUAUUGUUGGUUUCUAAUGUCUUAAAUGUAGUGAGAUGUUCUUUUAAACGCAUGGAUGAACUUCGAAAAUCUCAAGCAGAAAAAGUACAAGAAGCACUAGAUAUGGGCGUGGUUGAAACUGGUAAGGGCUUGAAUCAAGAACUUGAUCUUGCUAGGGCUGCCAAUACUUGUUGGGGUUCACACUACAAAUCUUUUAAAAAAUUCAUUAGCAUGUUUGUCUCUAUUACUGAUGUUCUUGAUACUAUUGUUGUUGAUUCUGAAUGUGAAUAUAGAGCUAAGGCACCAGGAUUUCUCAGGGUUUGUCAAACAUUUGAGAUUGCUUUCAUAUUGCACUUAAUGAGAGAUAUUUUGGAGAUCACAAAUGAACUUAAUGAAUCAUUAUAA